AUGGAUAAUAGUAUUUAUCGGCAUUUAUCGGUGCAGGAUCGGAGCGAGAGCCGCUGUGUGUCAAGGUCAGGGGGUGAGGCGGGGGUGGUCCCACAUGCGCCACGACGCCGGGCAGAGCCGGUGCAGUGCCGUCGCGACGUUCAGUCAGUGAUGGUGGCACCGUACCUCGCAGUGGUGGGUCUGGCCAUCGCGUGCUACUCCAACUCCCUGUACGGCGAGUUCGUGCACGACGAUGUUGUGGCAGUCUCUCGUAACCCGGACGUACUCGGCAGCUCCGGCCUGGGACAACUGCUGGCCAACGACUUCUGGGGCACCGCGCUCAGCGACCCUCGUAGUCACAAGUCCUACCGACCCCUCACCACGCUGUCUUUCAGGUCUGUCACCUACCAUCGUCCUCUGGUUAUACUGGUAGACAGAAACAUUCCAGGUUCACGGAAUCUCUGGGUAUUGAUUGAUAAGUAAUAAAUGUAUAUUGGACACGGAAGAUGGUGUAAUAUACAUGAGUCGUUCGGAAUGAUCGAUUCUUUGUUAGAUUUAUGUUGCGAAAACGAUUCGAACCAAUAUUUCUUUGCUAACGAGGUAAUUUGCCAUCGAUCUCAGUACAAUAAACAAACUUCUUGAUAAUGUAUGUGUUCAAAUCGUUCACAAUUUAUUUUGUUCUUUUUACUUAAUAGGAUAUUAUUAGUGUCGUUUUUUAUUGGCGUUCGAAGGUUUGAAACUAUAUUAGGAUUUCGGGCCUUUCCACCGUUAUAUGUUAGAAAAUGUAUGCCUGAAUAAACAAUAUGUUAUACAUUUUGUAACAUACCGAUGGAAAAUGUCCGAAAUCCUAUUAUCCUUUCAAUAAGGUAUUGCUGUAAUUGCAACCCUAAUGCUGUAGGGUACGUCUAGAGACAUUUCAUCAUGACGUAUGUUUGUACACAUUUUAAUUAAAUGAAGCUCCUAAAUAAACUUAACAUAAGCAAAUAUACUUCAUUAGAAUUUGAAUUUAACAGUCCCUCAAGUAAUUACCGUUUUUUAACAUUUUGUGAAUCACUGAAAUAGUGAAUAUAGUAUUCAUGAAAUCUUUUUACUGAUUUAGUUAAUAUGAAUAUUCUCUUGCAUUGUUGGUUUCGUUAUGGUAGAAAUAUAUUUUAAAUUGCUGUAAUCUCUUUCUACUUAGAAACAAUAUAUCGAUUGUCGCCUUUCAUGUAUCAAACUUACAAGUGUGGUAGUUAAAGUACAUUGGAAUGAGGCUGGAGUCUAAA
Messenger RNA from Homalodisca vitripennis (glassy-winged sharpshooter), 1244 nucleotides. RefSeq names its product protein O-mannosyl-transferase TMTC1-like. The record is from RefSeq and is a predicted model, not a curated record. NCBI's taxonomy places the organism in Eukaryota, Metazoa, Arthropoda, Insecta, Hemiptera, Cicadellidae. Gene Ontology annotation, molecular function: mannosyltransferase activity. Gene Ontology annotation, biological process: protein O-linked glycosylation via mannose. The transcript has a single exon. Bases 1 to 462 code for a protein of 153 amino acids.